AUGGCGGCGUCGCGGUUCGCGAACUCAGAUCUUAGGCGCCCAGCCGCUUCGUCAGCCUCCUCUCCCAAACCAAAGGGACGCGGUACGACAACACCACCCGCGUGCAUGCUGAGCCGUCAAGUUGCGCCCCGAAGAGCAAUGGCAGCGGCCAUGUGCAAAGUUCGUCGAGCUGACCCCGAGCACGUAGCGGAGAACAAGGACACGCUCUGUCGGAACGUCUUAAUCUAUGGUCACUGCCGAUACGAAGACCAAGGAUGUACCUUUUCCCACGAUCAAAACAAAACCAACUCGAACCAGUCGGAAAUGUCUCGCAAACCCCUCAAUGUCGAGUCCCCUUCCUUUACUCCCGCAAAUCUACCGUCCGUCGCCAAGAAGCCAACUUUUUCUACACAAGCCGCCAAUGCGCCAGCAUUCACACCGAGAGGGCUAGGAGCAUCUCCAGCCCUGCCGGCCACGCCCGCCGACUCAGAAAGUGCCAUAUUCAACCCAGCAGCCAUUCGCGAAUUCACUCCGAGCUUUGAGUUGAACAACUCACAGGGUGUUCCGAAUGGAUCUAGUCAGGAUGGCCCCGUCAACUACGAUCCCUUUGCCAUGGCCUCGGUGGGCCAAAGCCUCCCCAGCGCACACUACAACCCUUACGCCGACGAUCAUGGUGCAAUGACCGGUGCUGCUGCAGGUUUUUUCCCGCCAAAUGCCGCGUAUGCUGCUCCUCAGCUCUUGCAGCAUCAUCUUUAUGCGCCGGUAGGGCCUCAUAGGGAAGAUCUAAUGCCCUAUCACCGAAUGACACACGACUUCUUCAUAACCGAAAAACUGCGAGAGGACAUGCAGAAGAGAGCAGAGGCCUCACUCCAGGUCAUGCCCAACUCCCAGUUGCCUCAGAUGGAGAACUAUCAUACUCUAGUCCCGCUCGACAUCAACCAUCGAAAGACUAUAAACACCUUUUCUUACUCUAGCUGGGUAUAUAAGGCGAUUUCAUCCAAGACAGGCAACCUGUACUGCCUGCGAAGACUGGAGGGCUUCAGACUCACAAACGAACACGCCAUCAGAUCUGUCAAGGACUGGAGGAAGAUUGACAAUGCAAAUGUAGUCACGGUACACGACGCAUUUACGACAAGAGCGUUUGGUGACAGCUCCCUCAUAUUUGUACAGGACUACCACCCUCUGGCCAAAACCCUGGCCGAAGUCCACUUUGGUUUUGGCCCACCGCCACCGGGGACCCAUUUCCAGGCAAAGCCACCGGUUUCUGAAGCUGUUUUAUGGGGUUACAUAUCUCAAAUCGCAAAUGCACUCAAGUCCAUUCACUCCAUCAACCUGGCCGCGCGCUGCAUCGACGUCACCAAAAUCCUCCUCACCGGCAAGAACCGCAUACGCCUCAAUGCCUGCUCCAUCCUCGAUGUGGUCCAAUUUGAUUUGCGCCGCCCCAUUGCCGAACUUCAACAAGACGACUUUGUGCAAUUUGGCCGCACGAUCCUCUCCCUAGCCACCAACACGCCCCCAUCACAACUCACCAACCUCACAGCCUCCAUCGAAUUAAUGACCCGCUCGUAUUCCGUCGAGCUCCGCGACACAAUCAUAUGGCUCCUCACGCCCGCGCCAUCACCCUCACAAAAGACUAUCGAAGAAUUCAUCCGUGGAAUCGUUGGGUACAUCGUGACUACCCUCGACCAAUCCCAGCAUCAGUCUGACGAACUCAAUUCCGAACUGUACCGGGAAUUGGAAAACGGCCGGAUCGCCCGCCUCCUCCUCAAACUAGCUUGCAUCAACGAACGGCAAGAAUUCGAGGGAGACCGGACCUGGUCGGAAAACGGAGAGCGGUACAUGCUCAAGCUGUUUCGGGACUACGUGUUCCACCAAGUUGACGGCAACGGGAACCCCAUACUUGACAUGGGCCACAUGCUUCGGUGUCUGAAUAGAUUGGAUGCAGGGACAGACGAGAGGAUCUGCCUUACCAGCCGUGAUGACCAGACUAGCUUCAUCGUCAGCUUCAAGGAGCUGAAGAAGCAAUUGAACAAUGCAUUUGGUGAGCUCCAGAAGACCGGCAAACAUAGCAGGGGGUUUUAG
Metarhizium album ARSEF 1941 is the source of this 2061-nucleotide messenger RNA. Its product is annotated as PAB-dependent poly(A)-specific ribonuclease subunit PAN3. The transcript is spliced from 4 exons. Gene Ontology annotation, cellular component: P-body; PAN complex. The record is from RefSeq and is a predicted model, not a curated record. Lineage: Eukaryota; Fungi; Ascomycota; Sordariomycetes; Hypocreales; Clavicipitaceae. Gene Ontology annotation, molecular function: poly(A) binding; metal ion binding. Gene Ontology annotation, biological process: mRNA processing; nuclear-transcribed mRNA poly(A) tail shortening. The coding region runs from base 1 to 2061 and encodes 686 amino acids.